Helianthus annuus (common sunflower) is the source of this 1338-nucleotide messenger RNA. Its product is annotated as 1-aminocyclopropane-1-carboxylate synthase 7. The record is from RefSeq and is a predicted model, not a curated record. Gene Ontology annotation, biological process: amino acid metabolic process; biosynthetic process. The transcript has 4 exons. Lineage: Eukaryota; Viridiplantae; Streptophyta; Magnoliopsida; Asterales; Asteraceae. Bases 1 to 1338 code for a protein of 445 amino acids. Gene Ontology annotation, molecular function: pyridoxal phosphate binding; transaminase activity.
AUGGCAAUAGAUAUUGUACAAAAACCAAGUGUAGGGUUAUCAAAGAUUGCACUUUCACAAACACAUGGAGAAAACUCCCCAUAUUUUGCUGGUUGGAAAGCAUAUGAUGAAAAUCCAUAUCAUGAAAAACAUAACCCUUCUGGAGUUAUACAAAUGGGCUUAGCGGAAAACCAGGUUUCGUUCGAUUUGCUUGAAGAAUUCUUGGAAAAUAAUCAAGAAGCAACAAGUUGGGGUAAAAAUGUGUCUGGUUUUAAAGAGAAUGCUUUGUUUCAAGAUUAUCAUGGGCUUCUAGCUUUUAGAAAGGCCAUGGCUAGCUUUAUGGAACAAGUGAGGGGAGGUAAAGCAAAAUUUAACCCCGAACGAGUCGUGUUGACCGCGGGUGCAACCGCGGCCAACGAGCUUUUAACCUUCAUUUUAGCCAACCCCGGUGAUGCGUUGCUAGUACCGACUCCUUACUAUCCAGGAUUUGAUCGCGAUUUGAGAUGGCGAACGGGUGUAGAAAUCGUUCCAAUCCACUGCGAGAGCUCGAACAAUUUUCAAAUCACUCUCGAAGCCCUAGAAUCCGCAUAUGAUCAUGCAAGAUCCAAGAACAUGAAAGUACGAGGGGUUCUGAUAACAAACCCCUCAAAUCCGUUGGGUGCAACCAUCCAACGGAAAGUUCUGGAACAGAUCCUAGAUUUCGUCACGAGAAAAAACAUCCAUUUAAUCUCUGACGAAAUCUACUCAGGAUCUGUAUUCCAUUCUGACGAAUUCGUCAGCAUAGCAGAAAUCCUCGAAUCAAGAAACUACAAAGACUCGGAACGAUGUCACAUCGUUUAUAGUCUUUCGAAAGACCUCGGCCUCCCCGGUUUCCGCGUAGGGACCGUAUAUUCAUACAACGACCAAGUGGUUACAACCGCCCGUCGCAUGUCGAGUUUCACCCUAAUUUCGUCGCAAACGCAGUUUCUUUUGGCGUCCAUGUUAUCAAACAAGGAGUUUACAGAAAAAUACAUAAAGAUCAACCGCGAAAGACUGCGUAAACGAUACGAAACAAUCGUUGACGGGUUGAAGAAAGCGGGAAUCGAGUGUUUGAAAGGGAAUGCAGGGUUGUUUUGUUGGAUGAACUUGAGUCCAUACUUGAAGGAAGCUACAAGAGAAAGUGAACUAGAGAUAUGGAAGACGAUAAUGGAGGAAGUGAAGCUGAAUAUCUCGCCGGGAAGCUCGUGCCGGUGCUCGGAAGCCGGUUGGUUUAGGGUUUGUUUUGCAAAUAUGAGUGAAGAAACACUUGAAGUUGCACUUAGAAGAUUGCAUGAGUUUAUGGAUAGAAGAAGAAAUGGACAGGUGCUGUCUAUGGAGUAA